GCAGCGUCCGAACCGGCAUUUGACGUUUGGUAGGCCUGUGAACUCUUUUUAAGUUUUGUGUUUGUCUUUAUUUACGUUUUGGCAACUGACAUGGACUCGUUGGUAUUUAUCCUCCUCCUGGGUAUCGCGUGGGAGCUGGGCAUCGCGGUCCCGUUGAUACCCGACCUGGCCUACAUAAGGAACGGCACUUGUCUCAAUGUGCGUCCGCCGGCUACGCUUAGCUACGAACAGUUCGCAGGUCGUUGGGUCGAGGUUUCGUCCCGUCCGAACGUGUUCAGGCAAGCGAGGCAGUGCGUUAAUAUGCACUUUAUCAUAACUGAAGACACCCCCCUGCGGAUCACAACAGGUAUCGACAACAACCAUGAACUGACUGAGGUGGUCACUCGGAUGCGGCCUCAGGAAGCGCCGUCGUCAUUCGUUCUUGAAUUGCAUGGCCUGGAAACGGGCACGUUCGUUGUUCUUGAUACCGACUACGACAGCCUGGCAUGCGUGUACCAGUGCCAACAAGCCACAGAGAAUGCCAAGGUAGAGUGGGCUUAUGUCUACGCCAGGAACCUUAAACAGGCUGAAGAGGCCGAGAAAAGGUGCAGGAAAGUCUUUUUAUCGAGAGGUUUCGACGUCGAAUCCUUAGUCAGAUCACCACAUCCGGACGAGACGUGCAACACCGCGAUAUAGUCGAAAUUAUUCGCUUUGUUGUUAAUAUCAAUGUUGUUAUUUCGUGUGUUUUUGUCUGUUGUUUAUUUUAUCUCUUGCUUUUGCUUUAUUUAUUGAGCCUACGUUGAUCGUACAUGCUCUGACCUUCUUUAUCGCAAUAUGUGGCUAAAGUUGAUAUUCAAAUAAUGUAUUAUGAUGUAUAUCUUUACCCGCCCACGCCCAUGCACAGGCGGUUGGACACAAUGUCAGUCGUUUUCGCUUACUUUAGGGACCAAAGUGAAUGAUAAGUCUAAAGCCAUGACUAAACCAAAAAAAAAAAAAAAA
Molecule: messenger RNA, 978 nt
Organism: Penaeus monodon (black tiger shrimp)
Lineage: Eukaryota; Metazoa; Arthropoda; Malacostraca; Decapoda; Penaeidae
Product: crustacyanin-A2 subunit-like
Exons: 5
Coding region: 91-675 (194 amino acids)
Source: RefSeq, a predicted model, not a curated record